Sphaerodactylus townsendi is the source of this 1224-nucleotide messenger RNA. It is a transcript of the gene DHX40, whose product is annotated as DEAH-box helicase 40. The transcript has 8 exons. The record is from RefSeq and is a predicted model, not a curated record. Lineage: Eukaryota; Metazoa; Chordata; Lepidosauria; Squamata; Sphaerodactylidae. Gene Ontology annotation, cellular component: intracellular anatomical structure. Gene Ontology annotation, molecular function: RNA binding; ATP hydrolysis activity. The coding region runs from base 142 to 1224 and encodes 360 amino acids.
CGGGGCCUCCAGAGCUGCCGUCGCAGCGCGAGGUGACGUCAAGCGGCGCGCCUUUCUUGACUUCCGGGUGAGACAGCAAAAACAAACCACGCCGGGAAGUGUCACGUGGUUGAUACCUGCAAAAGCCCAGCUUCUGUUCCGAUGGACAGAAAAUCCAAAUUGCCCAGGGGAGAAAGGAAAGAACAUUGGAGCUUUGAGACGUUGCCUAUUUCUAGAUACAGGAAGAAAUUAGUGGAAGCCGUCCGCGACAAUGCGUUUCUUGUGGUGACCGGCGAGACAGGAAGUGGAAAAACCACUCAGCUCCCGAAAUAUUUAUUCCAGGAAGGGUUUGCCAACCAUGGCCUGAUUGGCGUGACGCAGCCACGGCGAGUGGCUGCCAUGUCUGUGGCACAGCGGGUGGCGGAGGAGAUGAACUGCCCUCUGGGAAGCACUGUAGGCUACCAGGUUCGCUUUGAAGAAUGCUUUUCGGAGGAUACUUCGAUCAAGUAUAUGACCGACGGCUGCUUGCUGAGGCAGGUACUGGCAGACCCGCAUCUUUCCAAAUACAGUGUCGUCAUCCUCGACGAAGCUCACGAGCGGAGCCUGAGUACGUUCAGCCUGAAAAAGUUUGGGGUGAAAAAGCGGAUUGUUCAGUUCAAGCUGAAAAAGCAGCUUGGCAGGAACUACAUUUCCCAGGAGUCCUUGGGGAGCGAAGCAUUCCAACGGGCUGGCCGAGCUGGCAGGACGGCAUCUGGGCAGUGCUAUCGAGUGUACAGCAAGGAAUUCUGGGAGGAGUGUAUGCCUGACCACAUGGUUCCAGAGAUUAGACGGACCAGCUUGACAUCUGUGGUCCUCACCUUGAAGUGCCUCGCUAUCCACGAUGUCAUAAGAUUUCCGUAUUUGGACCGCCCAGAAGAGAGGCGCAUCCUGGAAGCCUUGAAGCAGCUUUAUCAAUGCAGCGCCAUUGACAGGAGAGGCCGCGUGACCAAACUUGGCGAGUUCAUGGUGCAAUUCCCCCUCCCUCCAACCUUGGCGUGCGCCGUCAUACAAUCCAUUUCUCUGGGCUGUGAACAUCUGCUGCUCCCAAUCGCAGCCAUGUUGUCGGUAGAAAAUGUCUUCAUCCGGCCAGGUAAUGGUGACAGGCGGCUGAUGGGUGCUGCUUUCCCCUCCCCUUCACUUGGUUUCCUGCUUUCUCUGGCUUCCACGAUUACAGCCGGCUUCGCCCCACAAGUUGUCCAAUUGUAA